AGUCAUAAAAUUCUAUAUUUAUAAAGCAAUAUGAUCAUGUAAAUCGUCAAGUAUACGUCUCAUGUCAAGCUAGUAGUACAUUUGGAAUCAUUCCGUGAAGUGGUUCGCAGUAAAUUCUUCCACAAUGGCUGAUAAUUUAGAAUUUAAAAGUCUACAUGAAUCUUUAAUGAAACAUUUGCCAAUUGAUGAAUUAAAGGAAGUAAAGAGAAUCCUUUAUGGACGAUCUGAUGAUAAUGAACUACCAAUCAAUGAAAAGGCACAGGAAAUUGCCAAUACAAAUAAAUUUGAGAUCAAGUCAUUCAAUUUUACUGCCGCAAAGGAGGAUCUGAGGAAGCCAAGAAUCGUAAAAGUCGGUGCUGUACAAAACUCAAUUGCUGCUCCCACAACAGAUCCGAUUUGUAUUCAACGCAAUAAAUUGUACGAGAAAAUUGGAAAAAUUAUUGAUGCCGCUGGUGCCGAUAAUGUGAAUGUAUUAUGCCUGCAAGAAGCAUGGACGAUGCCUUUUGCAUUUUGUACUCGUGAAAAACAUCCUUGGUGUGAGUUUGCAGAAAGUGCUGAGACCGGACCGACAACUGAUUUCCUUAAACAGUAUGCCAAAAAAUACGAUAUGGUCAUCGUUUCACCAAUAUUGGAACGAGAUGAGGAACGUGGUUCUGACAUUAUUUGGAAUACAGCUGUGGUCAUUUCAAAUACUGGCAAUGUCAUCGGAAAGCAUAGGAAAAAUCAUAUUCCUCGUGUUGGUGACUUUAAUGAAUCGACAUACUAUUAUGAAGGAAAUACAGGACAUCCUGUCUUUGAAACCCAAUUUGGGAAAAUUGCCAUCAAUAUUUGUUAUGGUCGUCAUCAUCCUCAAAAUUGGAUGAUGUUCGGACUUAAUGGAGCUGAAAUUGUUUUCAAUCCAAGUGCAACUAUUGGUGCUUUAUCGGAACCAUUGUGGGGAAUUGAAGCUCGAAAUGCCGCCAUUGCAAAUUCUUACUUUGCUGUAGCAAUUAACCGUGUUGGAACUGAAUCAUUUCCAAAUGAAUUCACAUCUGCUGAUGGAAAGCCAGCACAUAAAGAUUUUGGUCCAUUUUAUGGAUCUUCUUAUGUUGCAGCUCCAGAUGGAUCUCGCUGUCCAAGUUUGUCUCGAAAUUCUGAUGGACUUUUGAUUACUCAAAUGGAUUUGAACCUUUGUCGUCAAGUUAAGGAUAAAUGGGGAUUCAGAAUGACUCAACGACUUGAUAUGUACGGUGCUAAAUUUACUGAAGUUAGCAACUUAUUAAGAGCUAGAAAAAGUAACGAAAUUGUUACUUCUAAAUUAUGUUCGAAAACAAGUACUGAAAGGGUUGUUAAAGUUGCUGCUAUGCAGACAGCAAUCAGCUAUGAAGUUCCUUAUUUUAUGGAUGAUCAAGUCAUAUUUUUUCAAAAAAUUGAGGGAAUGAUUGAUUUAAGUGCAAGUCAUGGAGCAAAUAUUAUUGCCUUUCCUGAGCUAUUUUCUAUGCCAUAUCCAUUCCAUUCACCAAAUUUAAUCAACUGGCAAGAUUAUGCUGAAACAGAAAAAGGAAAAACCUUUCAAUUCAUGCAAAGAAUGAGCCUGAAGCAUAACAUUGUCAUCAUUUAUUCUAUUUUGGAAGUUUCUGAUGAUAAAAAUUAUUACAUAACAUGCUGUGUGGUUUCAAACAGAGGUGAAUUUAUUGGAAAGUGCAGAAAGCAUCACAUUCCACCAAUUGAAGCAUUAUACAUAACACCUGGUGACUUUGAUUCUCCGGUGAUUGAGACUGAUUAUGGAAAAAUCGGAAUUCUGAUUUGUUAUGAACGUCAUUUUCCAUUAAGGUGGUUACUUCUUGCAUCAAAAGGAGCUGAAAUAAUCUUUAGUCCUUCGUCCGAGGAUGAAGGUGGAUUGUCAGAAAAAGUUUGGGGAAUUGAAUGUUUUAAUGCAGCUGUUGCUAAUGGAGUUUAUACUGUUGCUAUUAAUAGAUGUGGAACUGAAAUGUUUGAUGAGAAAAACUUCAAAUAUUUUGGAAAUUCUUAUCUAGCUUCUCCUUAUGGAAAUAUCUAUUCAAUAAAUUGUCAAUAUCAACGUCCACUUGUUGCAGAAAUAGAUUUAAAUACAGUUGGGGAUGUAAAGGAAGAAUUCUCUUUCCACAAAAAUCAGAAAUUGUCUGAAUAUGCUAAAAAGUUAAAUGAAAUUUAUCAUAACAAAAAGAAAAGUAAAUAUACAGCAAGCGACAUGUCUGAGUCAUUCAAUUUAAGAACCCUCGAAGAUUGUUUGAAAAAUGUUCCGUCUGAGGACUUGAAGGAUUUAAAAACUCACAUUUAUGGUAGAUCUGAUGAUUGUGCACUUCCAAUAUCUGCAAAAGCUCAAAAAUUGGCAGAUGAAAAUAACUUUGUCAUUAAAAGUUAUAAGUUUGAUGCUAUACCGGAAGAUAUGAGGAAACCACGAAUCACAAGAAUCGGAGCUACUCAGACAUCAUUAGCAGCACCAACCACAGAUCCUGUAUCUUUGCAACGCAAAAAGAUUUUCGAAAAAGUCGGUAAAAUUAUUGAUGCCGCUGGUGCCGAUAAUGUGAAUGUAUUAUGCCUGCAAGAAGCAUGGACGAUGCCUUUUGCAUUUUGUACUCGUGAAAAACAUCCUUGGUGUGAGUUUGCAGAAAGUGCUGAGACCGGACCGACAACUGAUUUCCUUAAACAGUAUGCCAAAAAAUACGAUAUGGUCAUCGUUUCACCAAUAUUGGAACGAGAUGAGGAACGUGGUUCUGACAUCAUCUGGAAUACAGCCAUUGUCAUUUCUAAUUCUGGAAAUAUUAUCGGAAAGCAUCGCAAAAAUCACAUUCCUCGUGUUGGUGACUUUAAUGAGUCGACAUAUUAUUUUGAAGGCAAUACAGGACAUCCUGUCUUUGAAACCCAAUUUGGGAAAAUUGCUAUUAACAUUUGCUAUGGUCGUCAUCAUCCUCAAAAUUGGAUGAUGUUUGGACUUAAUGGAGCUGAAAUUGUUUUCAAUCCAAGUGCUGAAAUUGGGGGAAGUCUAAGUGACAGAAUGUGGUUCAUUGAGGGUCGUAAUGCAGCCGUAGCCAAUUCUUUCUUCACUGUUACUAUAAACCGUGUAGGAACUGAAAUUUUUCCUAAUGAAUUUACAUCAGCUGACGGCACAAAAGCACAUAAAGAUAUGGGGCCAUUUUAUGGAUCGACUUAUCUAGCUACGCCUGAAGGAUGUCGUUCACCAGGAAUGUCUCGUGAUGAUGAUGGAAUUUUAAUCUGUGAAGUUGAUUUAAAUCAAUGCCGUCAAUCUAGAGAUCUUCAUACAUUUAGAAUGUGCCAGAGAUUACCAAUUUAUGCAGAAGGACUUGCCAAAGCCUGUAAAUUGGACUUUAAGCCACAAAUAAUUCGUGAAAAUUAAAAAGACAUGCUCGAUUCUUUUCAAAUAUAUUUUUUUUUUCUUUCUUUUAUUCUCUCUGAACACUACAAACUUUUUAAGUUGAUUUCUCUUUUUAUUAUUUUUUUGGCUUAUACAAAGACAAAUUAUAACUACAUACUUGCACAAUUCACAUUAGAAUAAUUAAAUCUCUUCUAUAAAUUAAUCAACAAGUUUUUUUUUUAUACAAUUCAAUAAAG
Chironomus riparius is the source of this 3591-nucleotide messenger RNA. NCBI's taxonomy places the organism in Eukaryota, Metazoa, Arthropoda, Insecta, Diptera, Chironomidae. The record is from the annotation of a GenBank genome assembly.